UUAUCCAACCCAGUGGAUCACAGCUUACAGCUCCUAGCACAAGGUUAGGAACCUGUGCUGUUUUGGUACUGGUAACUUCUCAAAAUGCUACUGGUGUCUACAUGGGAAGAGCAUUGGACAAGAUGGUGUAAAACAUUGGACAAAACCUGCCCAGUUUUCCAAAUAUGUUUGGGUUUGAUUUUCUACAUGAAGAACAAAUCAUGUUAUCAGCACUGUGACUCCAGGUUAUUUCUUUGCAGUCAGUCAGCACAUUCUUGCCAUUGCAAAGUCAUUAGAGAUUUGUCAGACCAUGGCAUAUAAUUAACCCUCCAUAAAUAGAGUAAACCCAUUUCUGGGCUAAACACUGAGCUUGUGUGGAGGUUCCAUCCUGUGCUCAAUCCUUAGUUCCCUUUUUCAGUGCGUGGUUAUCUGACUUAUCUGCCAUCACUCAUCACUUCUGGGGGAUCACAUUUGUACUUGAAAGGCAGCAGUUAUAAAAGAAACCCACGGGGGGGUGACCCAGAGGACACUGAACAAAUGGAGCAGACUCUUCACAGGACUUGUGAGAGUGCACAGGCUCUGUAAGAUGGUGCCAAGGCCCCUCUGCUGAUGCCUGGCCGUGCUUCUUCACCAGCUAGAGAUGAAGGCCAGCAGGAUGCAAGUUUGUCUGAUCCUCCUUUGGACAACCCACUCAGUUCAGCCCAACACACCCCAAGCUGCACCAGUUCAGGUUUUCCCACCUGUUAACUUCACCCUUACAGUCUCUGCAUUAGCACAAGUCCUGUUACACUGGGAACCAAACCCUGCUCAAGACCAAAAAAACGACACCGUUAGAUACGAUGUGAAAAUCCUCAGCCCUGUGCCUGAAGAGUAUGACACCAGGAAGACCCACAGUGUCCGAACGGUCGCGCUCCACGACGGCUUCUCCGCACGCGUCCGGACGUGGCUUCUCCACAGUGACCUUCAGAUGAGAAGUCAGUGGGUGCAGGGAAACCUCCCACCUCUGCCAGGUGCUCCGGGGACAUCCGUCACCAAUUUGUCCUGUGUCACUCACCUCACCAUUUCUGGGACUGUCUCUCUGCACUGCUCUUGGCUUCCUGGCCCAGGGGCACCACGAGAUACCGAGUACUUUCUGUUUUACAGGUACAAGAACCACACUGAGGAAUGUCACCGUUAUGCCAAAGACAAGCUGGACAGGAAUUCUGGCUGCAGCUUUCCAGGGACUCACAUUGAUCCCCAGGAGGUUGAUGAUCUCGUAAUCCACAUUAAUGGGUCCAGCAAAUGUGCUGCAAUCAAGCCUUUUCAGCAGUUAUUUAACCCAAAUGCCAUUGAGAAAGUGAAUGUUCCCAGAAAUAUCACUGUAUCCUUGGAGGAAAAUGAUCUCCUGGCCACUUGGGAGAAGCCAAUUUCUCUUUUCCACGAGGAAUGUUUUGAAUAUGAAUUUUACCUCAUCAACCUGAAGUCAGGUAACAAGCAGAUAUUGAAAUUAUCCUCAAACAAAUUCCGCUUGAGGAUUGAUGUCACCAGCAGAUAUUCCAUCCAGAUCAGAGCUAAUCAUCACACGUGGUGUAUGAGAGGAGUUUGGAGUGACUGGAGUGAAGUUAUUUAUGUUGGGCAAAACAAACUGGAGAAUUCUGUGGCCUGGAUUCUUGCUGUGCUUUGUGUGUCCACGUCCUGCACAUUCCUGCUUGUUGCUUUAAUAUGCAAAAUAAACCGUGUCUGGAUCAAACUGUUUCCACCAAUCCCAACACCCAGCAACAAAUUCCCAGAUCCCUUCCCAGUUGACUACGAGAGGGCCCGGACCUGCACCAGCGACACGGAGACCGAGUUCAGCAGCUUGGCUGAAGAUCUCUACUGCAGAGCUCUGGAUGACUCUGUCUUCUGAGAGGCUGCUCCAUGUCACCUCCACGUGUCCACAUUCCCAACAGGAAGGAGGACUUGCUUCCACUUGCUUCCAUGAGCUGCUGAACACGAAGUCCUGGUUGAAACAGGAUAUAAGCACAUGGCACAAGGGCUGUGUAGGGAAAACAGUCUGGAAAAGAGCUAAUGGCUUUUUUUUUUUUUUCUGGCUGGCAGUUUAAUCUUUUGGAUAUUUGUUUUAACUAACUUUGACAACUCGAGAUGCAAAAUGCAAAGUGGGACUUGGCACGGCCCUGGGAAUGGCAGCAAGGCACCCAGCCAUGGUCCUGCUGGUGACCAAGGUGGGCCAAACAUUAGGAAAAGAAUUAAAGAAGAUGUGAAGCCUCCCAGUGCUCUCAUCCCUGGUGCUGUAGCAAGUCCAGCAUGAGAGUGGGAUCCACGUUUGGCAUCACUGAUACACUUUGUA
Molecule: messenger RNA, 2305 nt
Organism: Chiroxiphia lanceolata (lance-tailed manakin)
Lineage: Eukaryota; Metazoa; Chordata; Aves; Passeriformes; Pipridae
Gene: IL5RA
Product: interleukin 5 receptor subunit alpha
Exons: 11
Coding region: 620-1864 (414 amino acids)
Biological process (GO): cytokine-mediated signaling pathway; immunoglobulin mediated immune response
Cellular component (GO): membrane; external side of plasma membrane
Molecular function (GO): cytokine receptor activity; protein binding
Source: RefSeq, a predicted model, not a curated record